Molecule: messenger RNA, 1378 nt
Organism: Cydia splendana
Lineage: Eukaryota; Metazoa; Arthropoda; Insecta; Lepidoptera; Tortricidae
Exons: 7
Coding region: 8-1378 (456 amino acids)
Source: RefSeq, a predicted model, not a curated record
AAAGUGCAUGGAGCGGCUGACGAACAUAGAGGCGGAGACGAAGGAGCUGAACAAUCGCGCCGGGCAGUUCGCGUGCCGCGUGAGACAGCGCGCCGAGCAGCUGGAGCGCGCCGAGAUGGCCUGGCGAGACCUCGACGCGUGCUACCAGCGCCGGCUGCGGGCCGCCAAGGAAAAGGAGGAGGAGUAUCAAAAACAGAUGGAAAGAGUUUUGGAUGAGAGGAACAAAUACAAGCUGGCGUGUAUACCGCUGGUGGACGCGCUGAAGAAGAGAAGCUCAGUGGCGGAGCAAGAUCAAAAAACAUUGAAGCAGCUCGAGAAGGAGAUGUGCGCGCGAGCGUGCGAACGAGCCCAGCUGGCCGAAAACGCUGCGCGCGUCAGCGCGCAGCUCACGGAACAGCAGUGCAAAAGUUCCCAGCUUGACAGAAACUUAGCGUGGAAAGAGGAGCACGUGCGUAGUAAAAAUCGUGCGCUGGAGGACGCGGCAGAGGUGGCCAAGGUGCUCACGCACGAGGCGGAGUGUGCGCAGCGCGCAGAACUCGAGGCGCUGCGCGGGCAGGUGGCGCAGGCGUCACAGGACUUGCUGGAGGAGGACGCUCGCACGGGGCUGUUGAAGAAACGAAUCGAAGAUUAUAUGCAAGAAAAAAAUGGAAUGAUAGAAGACUUAGAAGCUUGUCAGACAAAGUGUGAAGGUCGUAUGGGAGCAUUAGUGAAAGAUUUGAAGAGUAAGAGAGAUAAGCUUGCAGAGUUAAAGGAUAAGAUGAUGGACUGCCGCUGCAAAGAGCCCGUAGAGCGAGCGGUGGAGGUGAAGCGGACGCCGUCGCUGGCCGUGUUGUGCAGGUGCUCGCCGAGCGAUACGAUUCAGGGAUCGUGUUCGUGUACGUCAAUACGAAGUCGCCUUCUCUCGUCACUCCUUAAGGAUUUGUUUAACGGCCUAAAAUCGGAAAUGGAGACCAUCGGCUCUCAGAUGCCUUGUCACCUCUUGAAGUGUCUUGAAGACAAGCAUAAUUGGGACCGAAAUACUGAUGUCAAACAAAACGUUCGUGCUUAUUUUUCCCGACUUUUGCUCAGUGAACUUGACAUCGCUAUUGCAACAGUCAUUGAAAGGAGCCGCGCACAGUGGGUGGGUGAAUCUUGCGUUGAUAUGAAAAGGUCGUCAGUUUCACCAGACUCCAGGCACAGCUCACGGUGGCUAGAACAUGAGCUCCAGAUGAAGACGCAGAAACUGGCUAAUCAGCUAGCCGAAAAGAUGUUCAAAGAGAGAGCGAAAGAGUUGGCCAAGCUAGCUCAACAAGAGCUACAAGAUAGUCGGCCUCCGUGCGAAUGUGACCUCAUCAACUCACCACAGUAUUCAUCAGGUUAUUGCUGCCCCACUUAUUAA